GUUUUGGUUCCGUUUUGAGGUUACACCAUUUAUAUUACAACUUAUUCAUCUUAGAUAUUUCCUUUUCGGGCACUUCCUUACCACGGGAUAACCGAUUUUUAUUUAUUCCGCUCGCUUAGUUGAAUUUAUAAUCCCUCUUUUACUGAUUAUCACCACCAAAUUUCGUAUCAAUAGUUUUAAGAGACUGAGAGUUUGGUAGCUGUCCUCCUAUUGCCUAGUAGAAGUUUGCCUACGUUCGAUGUUGUUCAGCUAUGUUCACUGCAUGGAGGAGAUUCUCAACGAAAAUGAAGCUUGUUCCUCAUUUUGACCCGGAGUUAGUUAAGAAAUUUAAAGAUGAGACUAUGCACCCUAGACGUCAUCCAGGGCGAGUAUUAACUCCAGCUUACAAAGUCCCGGAAAAAAUAUAUGAGUCCAUUAAAAAGGUCUUGGAAGAUGAGUCCAUUGCUUGUUUAAGGAAUGAUGCAAUCAUUUUAACUAAUUAUCUCCAAGAAAGGCUGAGACCUGUUGAGCAGGAAGAAGUUGCCCAGAAAGCUCAACUUAUGAAGGAUAGAGUUGCAGAAAAGUAUAAUAUUUCAAAUGCCAAAAAGUUGAGUCCAAAAGUGAUUGACAAGGCAAAGAAGGAAGUAGUUAAAUCCCUCCUGAGACAUACAUACAUUUGGACCGCAAUGGACUUCUCGGGUUAUUUGUGCUAUACAUAUCUUGUAGGAAGAUCAGCGGCUGAAUACGCAAUUGUAAGCACUAUAUUUGCUGAAAUCAACAAAAGGGACCCUUCAUUCCAGCCUAAAUCAGUUUUUGACUUCGGAUCUGGAGUUGGCACCGUAAUUUGGGCCUCCCACGGUGUGUGGGAAGAUUCAAUCGAGGAAUACUAUUGCGUGGACUCAUCAAGCAAGAUGCAGGAUAUCUCCAGACAAAUCUUAGCGCUAGAGCAACCAAAAAAAAGGCUUGUCAAGGCUCAAGUUUAUUUUCGACAAUUUUUACCUAUUUCAUCACAGCGUAAAUACAACAUUGUUGUGAGUGCUUUCUCUUUACUAGAAUUACCAGAUGCCAAAUCGCGGCUAGAAACACUUAGUAAUUUAUGGGACAAAACACAGGAUUAUUUGGUUUUGGUUGAACUUGGUACCCAUGGAGGUUUUCAGGUUAUCAAUGAAGCCAGAGACUUUCUACUUGGUUUGUUUUCAAAAGGCCGCAAACAUUCCUUCGAUUCGCACGUUUUCGCCCCUUGCCCUCAUGACAUGAAGUGCCCAAAAAUGUCCAGAAAUGAAAAAUGUUUUUUUGAAAAGGCUUUCAUCCAAAACCCAUUUGACAAUAAAGAACGUCGAGCGAAAGAAACAUAUUCGUAUGUAGUACUGAAGAAAGGAAAACGCGAGCCCGAUGAUCCUCAAUGGCCUCGUAUUCUUGAGCCAGUUCUAGUUCGAACUGAGCACUCGCACUGUAGAAUAUGCACUGCUCAUGGCACAUAUGAGGAUAUUUGUUUUUCGAAAUCCAGACAUGAAAAGUUGCCGUAUUGGAGUGUAAGAAUGUCAGAAUGGGGUGACAGGCUACCAAUAACUGAUUUCUCAAAAGUACCUACUCUCUCAAAUGAACCCCCAGAACUCAUCCCGAAGCCCCAUAUUCAGAAUGCACAGCCAAGCGAAAAUGCUGAUAAAUCUCAAACUCAGGAAGUAUUGGAUUUUAGAGAGGAUGGUAGUAAGGAACAGAAGGACAACAAUACGUGAUUUUUGCUGUUCCACCAUCGGCUGAAGAAAAUUUUCAUCUCGGGGAUGUGUUGGCAUUGUUAUUUUGAUUUCUGUCACCCGGCCUUUCCCUUCAAAGAUUCAUCGCAUUUAAGCUUCCUGCUGCCAAUGCACAGUGGUUUCCAAAUUCGUUCUCAGAAUAGACUGACCUGUGUGUAUUGGUCUUGGUUCGCAGAGAUGGAGGCAAUUUGGAACUGUAAAUUCUGGCUCUUCUGGAAAAACACUUAUGUGCAUAGGGAAACUAAUGGCACAUACGUUGUUUUUAAACCGGACUAGAAUUUAUAGUUUCAAAAUGCAAAAUGUUAAAUAGUUGCAUUUGUUCUAGUGAAGCAAGGUGAGAAAGGCGGCCACUGAGUCAGGAAGAAUAGUUUGAAAGAGACUAUCACUGAUGAUUUCAUGAAUGAGAGCUCUCAGCAAAAGCACACAAUUGAAAGUGCUUCUCAUAGUGAUUAUUAAGCAUUGUCUGUAUUGGGAUCUGUUCGGCAAAGGGAUUUUUCACGAAUAAAUUUUGCUAAGUUAGGAACCCUUUCAGUAGACUAGAACCACCUUUCAUUAACCUCCUAACAAGAAUUUGUUUUACCUCCUAUUAAUGUUUAAGGCGGAAAUGGCGCUCACGUUAUUGUCUUACCACCGUUAUGUCAAGAAAGUCUUUAAAAUUUUAAAUUAAAAAUUUUUACCUUCAAAA
Molecule: messenger RNA, 2418 nt
Organism: Bemisia tabaci
Lineage: Eukaryota; Metazoa; Arthropoda; Insecta; Hemiptera; Aleyrodidae
Source: RefSeq, a predicted model, not a curated record